AUGAGGGCCUGUGUGCCCCUGAUAGUGGCCAUGCUCUGCAGCCUGGCCUGGGCUGGAAAAAUGGAGUCAUGUGCGUCUCGCUGUAAUGAGAAAUUUAACCGGGAUGCCGCUUGCCAGUGUGACCGCCGGUGUCCCCGACAUGGGGACUGCUGUGAAGACUAUGAGCACCUGUGUACCGUGGAAGAGGAGCCCAAAGAGCCAGAGCCAUUCCUGGAGCUGGAGGAAGGGACGGAGGAGGCCCCAGUGAGCCAUUUGUACUUGGCGCCCAACUCCUGUCGGGACCGCUGCCGGGAGGCCUUCGACAGGCACCAGCCAUGCCACUGCGAUGCCCGCUGCCCAGAGUUUGGGAACUGCUGCAACGAUUUCGAGAGCCUGUGUGGCCAUGACGAGGGCUUCUCCUACAGCAGUGAUGCCAUAACCAAGGAGGAGCUGCAGAGCAUCUCGGAGAAGAUCUACAGGGUAGACACCAACAAAGCCCAGAAGGAAGACAUCAUUAUCAACAGCCAAAACUGCAUCUCACCCUCGGAGACCCGAGACCAAGUGGACCGGUGCCCGGAGCCGCUCUUCACAUAUGUCAACGAGAAGCUGUUUUCCAAGCCGACCUACGCAGCCUUCAUCAACCUCCUCAACAACUACCAGCGGGCCACAGGCCAUGGGGAGCACUUCAGCGCACAACAGCUGGCAGAGCAGGAUGCCUUCCUCAGAGAGGUCAUGAAGACUGCGGUCAUGAAGGAACUCUAUGGCUUCCUCCGUAGCCAGAACCGCUACAGCUCGGAACAAGAGUUUGUCAGCGACUUGAAGAACAUGUGGUUUGGGCUCUAUUCAAGAGGCAAUGAAGAGGGAGACUCAAGUGGCUUCGAACAUGUCUUCUCAGGUGAAGUCAAAAAAGGCAAAGUCACUGGCUUCCAUAACUGGAUCCGCUUCUACAUGCAGGAGAAGGAGGGCCUGGUUGACUAUUACAGUCACAUCUACGAUGGCCCUUGGGAUUCUUACCCCGACGUGUUAGCCAUGCAGUUCAACUGGGACGGCUACUACAAGGAGGUGGGCUCAGCCUUCAUCGGCAGCAGCCCUGAGUUUGAGUUUGCACUCUACUCCCUGUGCUUCAUUGCCAGGCCAGGCAAAGUGUGCCAGUUAAGCCUGGGUGGAUACCCCUUGGCCAUCCAGACCUAUACCUGGGACAAGUCCACCUACGGAAAUGGCAAGAAAUACAUUGCCACAGCUUAUGUGGUAUCUUCCACCCAAUAGAGCUUGGAGCCAGACAUGGGCCCGAGGA
This is a messenger RNA of Hyaena hyaena (striped hyena), 1273 nucleotides long. It is a transcript of the gene ENDOU, whose product is annotated as endonuclease, poly(U) specific. The transcript has 10 exons. Gene Ontology annotation, molecular function: polysaccharide binding; scavenger receptor activity; RNA endonuclease activity. Lineage: Eukaryota; Metazoa; Chordata; Mammalia; Carnivora; Hyaenidae. The coding region runs from base 1 to 1245 and encodes 414 amino acids. Gene Ontology annotation, biological process: immune response. The record is from RefSeq and is a predicted model, not a curated record.